GGCGGAAGUGGGAAGUAGGAAGAGCCGUACAGCUGUGCUUCGUGGCUAACAGAGAAGCUAACAGGCUAACAUCAGCGGAAAUAUCAGGAUCCGUUCACUAAACAAGACGCCUCGACAGCUACUUUGAGACUUUGAAUCUAAUAUGGGAAAAGGUGGAGGUACCUUUGAGAGGCUUCUGGAUAAAGCCACCAGUCAGCUGCUGCUGGAGACUGACUGGGAAUCCAUCCUGCAGAUAUGUGAUCUCAUUCGACAAGGAGACGCACAAGCUAAAUCUGCUGUUGGGGCCAUUAAGAAGAAGCUUAGUGACAAGAAUCCACAUGUGGCCCUGUAUGCACUUGAGGUCCUGGAGUCAGUGGUGAAGAACUGUGGCCAGACAGUUCACGAUGAGGUGGCGAGCAAACAAACCAUGGAGGAACUGAAGGAUUUACUCAAGGAACAGACGGAACCAAAUGUCAGAAACAAGAUCCUGUACCUGAUCCAGGCCUGGGCUCAUGCCUUCCGCAACGAACCCAAAUAUAAGGUGGUCCAAGACACCUACCAGAUCAUGAAAGUGGAAGGUCACGUGUUCCCCGAGUUUAAGGAGAGCGAUGCGAUGUUUGCAGCUGAGAGAGCCCCAGACUGGGUUGAUGCUGAGGAGUGCCACCGGUGCAGAGUCCAGUUUGGAGUCAUGACAAGAAAGCACCAUUGUCGAGCCUGCGGACAGAUUUUCUGUGGCAAGUGUUCGUCUAAGUACUCCACGAUUCCCAAGUUUGGGAUAGAGAAGGAAGUGCGUGUGUGUGAGCCCUGCUUUGAGCUGCUGAACAACCACCCCUCCCUCUCUCCUCCACUCAGGAAAGCUGAGGGGAAAGCCCCCACCCCUAGCGCUGUCGAGUUGCCACCUGAGUACCUGACCAGUCCGCUGUCCCAACAGUCCCAGGUAGAAGUGGAAAACAUGCCCCCCAAGAGAGAUGAGGCAGCGCUGCAGGAGGAAGAGGAGCUGCAGCUGGCCAUUGCGCUUUCCCAAAGCGAGGCUGAGGAGAAGGAGCGGAUGAGGCAUAAGAACUCCUACUCAAUGUAUCCCAAAGCUGAUCCCACUCCAGUGACUUCCUCAGCACCGCCAGUCAGCACCCUCUACACUUCCCCUGUGAACUCCUCUGCUCCAUCAGCUGAAGAUGUAGACCCUGAGCUGGCCCGUUACCUGAACAGAACGUACUGGGAGAAGAAACAAGAGGAGGCUCGCAAGAGUCCCACCCCCUCAGCCCCUGCCCCUGUGCCAUUGGCUGAGCCCCCUCCGCCAAUCAGUCAGCCAGUCGAAAGUCAUGUCCCCGUCCAGCCAGUCAGCAUAGUGGAGCAGCAGUACCAGAACGGGGAGUCAGAGGAGAACCAUGAGCAGUUUCUGAAGGCUCUGCAGAAUUCUGUCACCACCUUCCUUAACCGCAUGAAGAGCAACCACAUGCGCGGGCGCAGCAUCACCAACGACAGUGCCGUGCUCUCGCUCUUCCAAUCCAUUAACAACAUGCAUCCACAGCUGUUGGACAUCCUCAACCAGCUAGAUGAGAAGCGAUUGUACUAUGAGGGGCUGCAGGACAAGCUGGCUCAGGUGCGCGAUGCUCGGGCAGCCCUCAACGCACUUCGGGACGAACACAGAGAGAAGCUGCGUCGUGCCGCCGAGGAAUCGGAGAGACAGAGGCAGAUCCAGCUGGCACAAAAGCUGGAGAUCAUGAGGCAGAAGAAACAGGAGUACCUGGAAAUGCAAAGACAGCUGGCCAUUCAGCGCCUCCAGGACCAGGAGAAAGAGAGGCAGAUGCGUCUGGAGCAGCAGAAACACACAAUCCAGAUGAGAGCCCAAAUGCCUGCUUUCUCUCUGCCCUACGCCCAGAUGCAGUCUUUGCCCCCCAAUGUGGCGGGAGGGGUGGUGUACCAGCCAGGUGCUCCACCCAGCUACCCGGGAACGUUCAGCCCUGCUGGUUCUGUGGAAGGUUCACCGAUGCACAACAUCUAUAUGAACCAGCCUGGACAGACUGCACCACCACAGUACCAGGCCAUGCCCAAUGCUGCCCCAGAUCCCAAUAUGGUUAAUGCGUACAUGUACCAGGCUGCAGGCACCAAUGGGCAGCCUGUUCCUCCUCCGGGUCAGGCUCCGCCCACUACUAGUCCACCCUACUCCAACUAUCAGCCCACACCAACACAGGGCUACCAGAAUGUGGUCUCGCAGGCUCAGAGUAUGCCCCCCAUGGCCCAGCCUCCUCCCACUAACGGUAUGGGUUACAUGGGCUACCAGCAGUACAAUAUGCAGAACAUGAUUUCAGCAUUGCCAGGACAGGACCCCAAUAUGCCCCCCCAACAGCAGUACAUGCCAGGCCAGCCGCCCAUGUACCAACAGGUGGCUCCCCCUGGUGGCCCGCAGCAGCAGCAGCAGCAGCAGCAGCAGCAGCAGCAGCAGCAGCAGCAUGUUCCUCAGGCUGUGCCCGGCAGCGCAGAGGCACAGCUCAUCUCUUUCGACUGAAAGGGGCCCGACACACUACACCCUCUCUCCUACUUUGGUCUUUCACCUCACUUUCUGGACUCUCUGCCCCCCCCCCCCCCCCCUCUUGGAAACACACACACCUCCCACCUUCAACUGUGCUGUGAUGUUGUGGCAAUGUAAAAUAUUGUGAUGAUGUUGCAGAUCUGUCGCUCUCUUUGCAUCUCCUCCACUGAAGUAUGGAAACGUGGGGUGAAGCUGCAAGAGAGGUCACCAUAACCCAGACCCUUUCACCCUCUUCUUCCCUCUUUCCAGCUGAUGUGUAUGUAAUAUUUCCUUAUUAAAUGAAUAACUGAAGCUCAGAAAUAGUCAGUGGUAUUAAAGUUAUAAAACAAAAAAAAGAAUAAAUAUAAUAAUUGAGAAGAAAAAAAAGACAAGACAUAACCAUCCUUUUGUCGCAUAUUUUUCUAAAGCAAAAAUUAGCAUGUUACAUUUUCAUUAUUUUCUGGAAUGGAAGUGAGUUAGUGCAUCGUGUCCUCGCAGUGAUCUGUGCUCGUUAAGAGAUUGUGGGUGUGAAGAUAAAGAGGGAUGUCUAGGGAGAGAAGGAACACUCAAAGGUCUGAAUUAAAAGGCACCAACUCAGAUCUCCGUCAGAUUCACAGCUCGCCAUUCCAGCUGUACUUGUUUUGUUUCCAUCCUUUCUCUCUCACACACACACACACACACACACACACACACACUGGGGUUAUCUUAUCUUGUUUUGCCAUUUUCUUUGUUGUGCGCUGCUUGGAAUAUCGAAUGUUGUAAUGUAGUUUCUUAAAUGAUGAAGCGCAUUGCAGGGACUGUACAUUGUGGGAGGAGUUGUAGAAAAUGACCAGGGUGGUUGUUUAAUCCUCGAUAAAUAUACUUUCAUAAUUUAUAUCAUUGAAAUGACACAACUAGUGAUUAUAACAUUGACAUACUAAAGCAAUACAGCAACUCUAAUAGCAUCCUGCAUCUCUUUAUUGACUUAUGUUGCUGACAAUAAAGUACCGUUACAAGACAAGACGUAAAGAACCAUAGGACCUUAACAUACAAUUAACUGCAAAUGGCCUCCAACCUCCCCCCUCUCCCGUGUGCAACUGUCCCAGAUUGGGAAAUAUACUUAGUGAGUACAGGUGGGAAUUACUUUCUAAAGUGUACAUGGCUCUCCAGAAAUGUGGAAAUGAACAUGACGUGCCGCAUGCAUGUAUGUAUGUAUCACGCACCAAUCAGUGAUUUCUGUAACCCUUCAGUUGCCAUCUGUGAUCUUCAUCAGUCCAUCAUACUGAUCUGUCUGACUUUAAAAGUAAUUUUAAAAUUAUAUUUAAUAAAUAUCUGGUUCUUAUUGUC
Cottoperca gobio is the source of this 3814-nucleotide messenger RNA. It is a transcript of the gene hgs, whose product is annotated as hepatocyte growth factor-regulated tyrosine kinase substrate. Gene Ontology annotation, cellular component: early endosome. The transcript is spliced from 20 exons. The record is from RefSeq and is a predicted model, not a curated record. Bases 143 to 2485 code for a protein of 780 amino acids. Gene Ontology annotation, molecular function: phosphatidylinositol binding; metal ion binding; ubiquitin binding. Lineage: Eukaryota; Metazoa; Chordata; Actinopteri; Perciformes; Bovichtidae. Gene Ontology annotation, biological process: endocytic recycling; receptor internalization.